UUGACGACCUCUGCGGGUAGUUUGAGCUGUAUGGACAUGAAUUCUUUGAUGGUUUUUUCUGGGUUUUCUGAGGUUUGUUCGUUAAUGCCGGUAAAGACUAGAUUGUCACUGAAGAAUGUGUUUCUAAGAAGUUGACAAGCAGCCGUCAAACACUGAUAUGAUCUUAACCCCUCCACCACACAUGACAAAUUAAGAAAUUCAAAUGCCAUGCUUAUGUGGGCAACAUUUUUUUGUUUGCCCGUCACUAAAGGUAGCCUAUAGCCACAUAUAAUUAUUAGAAUUUAUUGACCGUUUCCCUUAUUGUAAUGCCUGUUUCUUUUCUUUUCUUUCUUUCUUUUUUAAGUGAGUGCUUUAAACAGCCCAUAAAUCACCAAGGGAUGUUUAUGUUAUCAGCCCUUCAGGAGGCAUGCCGGCUUAUAGGGCGUGUUUAUGUUCCAGCUCCUUUCAUUUUCAUUUUGUAUGAUGGAGAAACGAAAUGAUUCCACAUAACACCGAGACAUUUCAGAGAGAACAAUUGUGGAUCCUUGAUGUGAGCUGUUUUCAUCAUGAUGGAGAAAAUACUGAUGAUUCUGAUCCUCCUCACGUCACUGACAGGCGUGUGUCCCUGGAGAACCAGACAGACAUAUGUCCGGGCAGGUGAAAUGGUGGCGCUGUACUGCCGCCAUGACAGACGUUCUAGUCAUGGUGAUGCCAAAGUGAUCUGGACCAGUUCCAGCAGCCAGGAGAGGGACCUGGCCGACAUGUCCUCAGCUGAGCAGACGCAGAUGGGGUUACUGGUUCGUGGAAGGAGUCUUGUGAUUCUCAGCGCUUCUGUCAACCACCAGGGGAAUUACUCAUGCUUUCCGGGCCGGCUCUGGUUCAGCCUCAUCGUAUGCACAACGCAGUCCAGAGAGUGUGAGGAGAGGACCCAGUACCCUCACAUAUGUUACAGACAGGAGGCCUGCACAUUGAACUGUCCCGAGGUAAACAUACCUGCUGUGAGCAUCACGAAUAUUACCAGCAACGGCAUCAUAUGGAACAAGGAGGGUGAGCCAAAAGACGGCUACUUCUCAAGUGUGGAAGAGAAUGACCACGGUGUAUACACCUGUACCAGGUCUUACCUGUAUCGUAGACAAGAAUAUCACAUGACCUUUACAGUGGUGCUUCAAGUCAAACCGAAGGGAAAAUUUGGACAAGCAAUGAUACUUUCUCCAUGCAGAAAUGGUGUGCUUAAAGUAUAUUUAGGAGCAACACUGGUGGUUGAUUGCAAAGCCGUUAUGUAUUCAGACUUUGAUGACGUGUUGUGGUUCGACGGGAAAUCAGAAGUGGAAACAAACAACAGCUUUCCUGUUUUCUACAAUUACACACGGGAGGGUAAUGCUGCAGAGAUAAAGAUGACAGCAUCUCUAGUCUUCAAAAAGGUGUCAGAGGAGGAUUUAUCAAAAACCUACACCUGUCGACUGGAUGCUGUAUCUGGACCCUCAAGCUUCGUCACCAUCACGUUGGCCCAAAAAGCGCCUAUCUCGUCCCUCUCCCUGGCUCUCGGCAUUGUGGCCGUCAUGCUAGUAAUUGUUGUAACAGUUGUUGUUUCGGUGAAACUGAAAAUGGACAUCGCUCUUUUCCUGCGUGGCACUUUCUGUUGCUAUCGCAGCACCUCAGAUGGAAAGAGCUAUGAUGCCUUUGUGAUGUGUUACAAGAGCGACACAGACGCAGGACUGAAUGAAGAUGACAGAAAAUGCCUGGAGAGUGCUUUGGAAGAGAGGUUUGGUUACACUCUCUGUCUUUAUGAUCGUGACGUCUCACCAGGGAAAGCCGCAGCGGAGGCCGUGCUGGACUGUAUCGAGCAGAGUCGGGCGGUUGUUUUGGUUCCCACCUCCCCAGAUCCUGGACCGGGAUCGGGCCUGCUGAGUGCCAUCCAUGCAGCCCUCGUGGAGCGGCAGACUCGCUUGAUUUUCAUCCAAACGGAGACAACAGAAGCGCCGAGGUCUGGGUCCUUACCGGAGGCCUUACAGCUUCUUGGCGAGGCUGGAGACUGUGUCACGUGGAAGGGCAUGAGCUCCAUGCCGCAUUCUUCCUCCUUCUGGAAGCAGCUACGGUAUCACCUGCCGGCCCCGAGGGAGGCAUCAAACGUGAAGCUUUUACCUUAGACAACUACCCAGGAUGAUAACUGUUACAGCAUUUAGUCAGAUCUAUUGCUUUAUGUUUCUGUCAUUAAGUCAAGGUAUAAUGCAAAAUGGUUGACAACGUUCAUACUAUUUAUAAGAGAGAAUUCAUAUGUAAUAUUAUAAAUCAUUAAGUGUUUUAAUAUUCUCAAGCUUUCUUUGGAGUUACAAUCAACCCUAAAAGUGUGUCUUUCUAAAUGGAACUACUUGUUCUCACGGUGUUCUCUAUUCCUCCUUCACCCCCUUAUAUAUUCCCCUUACUUCUUCAUACAGCACAAAAUGCCAUCACUGCUCACAUCUGAUCAGCUCUUGGUGAUCGGUUGAACCUAAUUAAGCAAAUCUGCCAUUUUCUCUGCAGAUAAUUUGAUUUGCUUGUAACCUAACGACCAGGAAGUCAUGACAGUGAAGCACCAGGAACCUAAACACUAAGUAGUUUAUAUGAACUCAGCUAUUAUUAAUUUGAGUUUUUGUCACUUUUGCCUUUCCUCCGGUAAAAUGUCCAAAUGUGUUCUAUGAAAACGGCCUAUCAGGUGUGGGCACUACAGAGAAUGAUAUAAAUAUGCACUGACACACGUCAAGAUAUUAGUGAUUUGUUAAAAAUGCACUUUCCUGUAGUUUGUGUUCUACCGCUGCUUUUAAAUCUGUAUUAAUACAUGUUUAUGAUAUCAACAAUAUACCAAUGUAUAUGAGCUAUUUAGUCUAGUGUGUUGUCUUGUUUUGAUUCAACAUGUUGCUGUCAAAUGUUCUCAUAAACUCCCUGAAGGCCGACACUGUUAGGGCUGAGCAAGGCGGGAACCCAAAAGCAGCACAAGGAGUUAUUUCAAAAUAAAAAGGUUUCUUUAAUCUUG
Messenger RNA from Pseudoliparis swirei, 2989 nucleotides. RefSeq names its product interleukin-18 receptor 1-like. Gene Ontology annotation, biological process: signal transduction. The transcript is spliced from 10 exons. The record is from RefSeq and is a predicted model, not a curated record. The coding region runs from base 546 to 2126 and encodes 526 amino acids. Lineage: Eukaryota; Metazoa; Chordata; Actinopteri; Perciformes; Liparidae.